This is a messenger RNA of Fonsecaea erecta, 1026 nucleotides long. RefSeq lists its product as hypothetical. Bases 1 to 1026 code for a protein of 341 amino acids. Lineage: Eukaryota; Fungi; Ascomycota; Eurotiomycetes; Chaetothyriales; Herpotrichiellaceae. The transcript has a single exon. The record is from RefSeq and is a predicted model, not a curated record.
AUGAAGUCAGAAAGACACAGACUGGGAAUCGCCACGGUCUCGUUGGGUUGGCACUCGUCUCACACCCUCGAACGAAAACUGGAUGCCAUAUCCAAACAUGGGUAUGAAGGGGUUGAGAUCUAUCAUCCCGACCUGGUCACCUUUGCGGACCAACACUCCUUGACGCAUUUGGAGGCGGCUUCAAAAAUUGGCGCCAUAUGCAGAGAUAGAAACAUCUCGAUCAUAGCGUUGCAGCCACUGUUCAACUUUGCAGGUGUCCUCACACCCUUGAAAACUCGGCUUGAAUCUGCCCGGGAAUAUGUCUCUCUAGCUCGAGCUAUGGGCACAAAUAUGAUUCAAGUUCCAACGACGUAUGAAAUGAACUCGACCGGUGACGAGGAUGUUAUCGUGGCAGAGCUCAGCGCUCUGGCAGAUUUGGGAAGAGGGUCCUCAGAACCCGGCGAAGAGGAGAUCUUCUUCGCGUAUGAAGCACUGGCAUGGGGUGUUCACCAUGCACUGAUGGACGACGCGAUACGGAUCGUCAAGCGCGUGAAUCGACCCAAUUUUGGUCUCUGUCUCGACACUUAUCACGUUCUUGCCAGGGUCUGGGCAGACCCGCAUGCGGCGUCCGGGACGGGCACAGGUAUCGCUCCAGGAGGGCACGCGGCGCUCAAGGCAACACUCGACAGGUUUAUGGAGCAGUGUCCUGUGGAAAAGAUUUUUUACCUUCAGCUCAGCGAUGCUGAGAGACUGGAGCAGCCACUUAUCCCCGGUCAUCAGGCCUACAAAGCCGAGUGGGCCCAUUGGGAUGCCACUAUGCAUUGGUGCGUCUGGGGGAGAUUGUUUCCGUACGAGACCGAGUAUGGUGCCUACUUUCCAUUAGACGAUAUAUUGCGAGUUUGGCUGGUUGACAAAGGGUGGAAAGGCUGGGUGAGCAUGGAGAUGUUCCAUCGGGAUGAGGACAAGGAGUCUAUUGGCCCUGAAAUCCUCGCGGAAAGAGGAUAUAAGUCGUGGCUGAUGAUCAAAGAUCGCUUUGGUCUGGAGUGA